AGCAGGCUGCCGAGGAACACAGCUGCGUCUGGCUGCGGGGCCAAGAGCACUGUCAAGGGAGCCACACCCCCUCUGGGGCAGCAGAAUCGCCACCGUCAGCAGCAGCAGCAGCAGCAGCAGGACAGACCAGCAAUCACAAGGCACCUUUGAGAACUUCAGGAUGCAGAUGUCUACAGUCUGCCUUGCCCUGGGCCUGGCCCUUGUCUUUGGUGAAGCAUCGGCCUCCUACCUCCAUGAGACUCGGGCGGCGGAACUGGCCACAGACUUCGGAGUGAAAGUGUUUAAGCAGGUGGCACAGGCCUCCAAGGACCGCAACAUGGUUUUUUCCCCCUAUGGGGUGGCCUCUGUCCUGGCCAUGUUGCAGCUGACCACAGCAGGAGAGACCCGGCAGCAGAUCCAAGAGGCCAUGCGGUUCCAGAUUGAUGAGAAGGGCAUGGCACCUGCCCUCCGCCGGCUGUACAAGGAGCUCAUGGGGCCGCGGAACAAGGACGAAAUCAGCACGGCGGACGCCAUCUUCGUCCAGCGGGAUCUGAAGCUGGUUCACGGCUUCAUGCCCUACUUCUUCAGGCUGUUCCGAACCACAGUCAAGCAGGUGGACUUCUCAGAGGUGGAGAGAGCCAGGUUCAUCAUCAACGACUGGGUGAAGCGACACACAAAAGGCAUGAUUGGCAACCUGCUGGGCAGAGGGACUGUGGACCAGCUGACGCGUCUGAUGCUGGUGAAUGUGCUCUACUUCAACGGCCAGUGGAAGACCCCUUUCCCCAAGUCGGGCACCCACCACCGCCUCUUCCACAAAUCUGAUGGCAGCACCGUCUCCGUGCCCAUGAUGGCUCAGACCAACAAGUUCAACUACACCGAGUUUUCUACCCCCGACGGCCAUUAUUACGACAUCCUGGAACUGCCCUAUCACGGAGACACGCUCAGCAUGUUCAUUGCUGCUCCCUAUGAAAAAGACGUGCCUCUUUCUGCCCUCACCAACAUCCUGGAUGCCCAGCUCAUCAGCCAGUGGAAAGGGAAUAUGACCAGACGGCUCCGCCUCCUGGUUCUGCCCAAGUUCUCCCUGGAGAGCGAAGUCAACCUCCGGGGACCCCUGGAGAACUUGGGGAUGACGGACAUGUUCAGGCCAAACCAGGCGGACUUCUCCAGUCUUUCAGACCAAGAGGCCCUGUACGUGUCCCAGGCGCUGCAGGAAGUGAAGAUGGAGGUGAAUGAGAGCGGCACGGUGGCCUCCUCCUCUACAGCCAUCAUCGUCUCAGCCCGAAUGGCCCCCGAGGAGAUCAUCAUGGACAGACCCUUCCUCUUCGUGGUGCGGCACAACCCCACAGGAACGGUCCUUUUCAUGGGCCAAGUGAUGGAACCCUGACCGCGAGAACAGCAGCCCUCAUCUGGGACAGAACUGGAGACACAUCCAAGAAGAAGGAACUCUAAAG
Messenger RNA from Mustela erminea (ermine), 1430 nucleotides. RefSeq names its product serpin family E member 1 (gene SERPINE1). The record is from RefSeq and is a predicted model, not a curated record. Bases 161 to 1363 code for a protein of 400 amino acids. Gene Ontology annotation, molecular function: serine-type endopeptidase inhibitor activity. The transcript is spliced from 9 exons. NCBI's taxonomy places the organism in Eukaryota, Metazoa, Chordata, Mammalia, Carnivora, Mustelidae. Gene Ontology annotation, biological process: negative regulation of vascular wound healing; negative regulation of endopeptidase activity; negative regulation of plasminogen activation.